Oryza brachyantha (malo sina) is the source of this 620-nucleotide messenger RNA. Its product is annotated as auxin-responsive protein SAUR36-like. Lineage: Eukaryota; Viridiplantae; Streptophyta; Magnoliopsida; Poales; Poaceae. The coding region runs from base 81 to 497 and encodes 138 amino acids. Gene Ontology annotation, biological process: response to auxin. The record is from RefSeq and is a predicted model, not a curated record. The transcript has a single exon.
CCAGCCCUUGAGUUCAUCUAAAAACAGCACAGAAAUCACACCUUCAUUGCCGAAGAGCAUCUUAGCUAAGAACUACAACCAUGAUCCAUUCAAGAAAGCUCGCUCAGUUGGCCAGGAAGCUGCAGCACAGGAUGGCGGCAGCCGGCACCACCGACGGGUGCAGCAGCAGCAGCAGCAUGGCGUCGACGUCGUGUCUCGCCGGCAAGGGCCACUGCGCGGUGUACACCGCCGACGGGGCGCGGUUCGAGGUGCCAUUGCCGUACCUCGGCACGGCAGUCUUGGGCGAGCUCCUGACCAUGUCCCGGGAGGAGUUCGGCUUCGCCGGCGGCGACGAUGGCAGGAUCACGCUGCCGUGCGACGCGUCGGUGAUGGAGUACGCCAUGUGUCUGCUCAGGAGAGACGCCUCUGAAGAUGUCGAGAGGGCGUUCUUGAGCUCCAUAGCUAGGCCUUCUUGCUACAAUGCUGGCUCUCAGCAAUCACUUGCUGUUUGUAUGUGAUUUUGUUCAAUCAGAUGUUGUAUGAUUAGUUCUAGGAAACAUUGAUUGAAGAAAAACGCAGAAAUCUUUCAUGGCAUAUACUUGUUCUCAGUGAGCUCUGAAGAAAGCAGAAAGAAUUCAUAG